CGUAGCGUACCUUUGUGUUCUAGGUACUAUACACGUUAAUAUGAGUUCUAGUUGAAACUGAGAUCGUACCUUUGUGUUCUAGCUCCCUCUCCCGUCGUUCGCUCGCCUGUUCUCGCAACACUUUCCUCGCUAAUAUAUGGAUGCGCAUUCACUUCCUCCUCCAUUUGAUGAACAGGCGUAUACGUAUGUAUCUGCCCUUGAAGCUGGACACCUCAAUGUUUCUUUGAGUCUAAUGGCAGCCGAUCAAUCGGACGAUCCCAUAAUUUUUCCCUCACUCGCAUUUUUACUGCGUCAUUCGAAAGCAAUAAGCGGAUUGUGUUCGACCUAGAAAUAUCAAAGAGUUUGCACGUGCUGCAAUACCAGUAGUGCCUGAUGUGAAGCAGACUGCGGCAGAGUCUUUGGAGAGUAGUGGAAUUCCCCCUUCAUCAGUUGACCUGGUAGUCUUAAGUCACCUCCAUUGGGAUCACGUCGGAGAUCCCUCCCCGUUAACAACUGCCGAGUUCAUCCUCGGGGAAGGAUCGAAGCAAGCUUUUCCAGACCCUGCCACACUUCUGAUCUAAACGUGGAAAUC
This is a messenger RNA of Suillus subaureus, 571 nucleotides long. RefSeq lists its product as uncharacterized. The record is from RefSeq and is a predicted model, not a curated record. NCBI's taxonomy places the organism in Eukaryota, Fungi, Basidiomycota, Agaricomycetes, Boletales, Suillaceae. The transcript is spliced from 4 exons. The coding region runs from base 137 to 328 and encodes 63 amino acids.